AUGACGAUCUCAUCAAAAUCACUCUCUAAGGUUGUAAUAAUGCUCAUACUUGUUUCUUUCAAUCUCAAUGUCAGUAUGAUUGAUGGUCAAGUUGAUUUUCCUCAACGUUAUAAGGUUUAUGUGACAAUGCAAAACAAACUGCCGGAUAUGCAGCAGCUUGGUAUUCAAUGCAAGGAUAGAACUCACGAUUUAGGGUUCCAAGUUGUUCCAGCUGGUCUAAGUUGGACUUUCUAUUUCAAUCCAGGAUUUAUUAACACAGCUUUGUUCUUCUGUACCUUUAAUUGGUAUGAGGGGGGAGAUGUACAUCGCUUUGAUAUUUAUGAUGCUGACCGUGAUGGUGGUGUAUGCGACCAGUGUACUUGGGACAUCCACAAUUACGGUCCAUGUAGGGUUACGGGCAAGGGUGCUCCUAAAUGUUUUCCUUGGAAGAACUAA
Messenger RNA from Arachis duranensis, 435 nucleotides. RefSeq names its product S-protein homolog 5-like. The record is from RefSeq and is a predicted model, not a curated record. Lineage: Eukaryota; Viridiplantae; Streptophyta; Magnoliopsida; Fabales; Fabaceae. The transcript has a single exon. Bases 1 to 435 code for a protein of 144 amino acids.